AUAUUUACCAUUUUUCAUAGUGAUGCUGUUGAGUUGUAUAAUGUAACCACAGAUCUGGAAAAAGUCUGUAGGCAACUGCAUGAUCCUUCAGUAGGGCUCAGUGAUAUUUCUAUCACUUUAUUUUCUGCCUUUAAACCAAUGCUAGCUGCUAUUGCAAAUAUUCAGCACAUAGAGAAGGACAUGAAACAUCAGAGUUUCUACAUCGAAACCAAGUUAGAUGGUGAGCGUAUGCAAAUGCACAAAGAUGGGGAUGUGUAUAAGUUCUUCUCCCGAAAUGGAUUUGACCACUAUACUGAUCAUUUUGGUGCAUCGCCACGUGAAGGUUCUUUAACACCAUUCAUUCAUAAUGCAUUCAAAAUAGAUUUACAAAACUGUAUCCUUGAUGGUGAGAUGAUGGCCUAUAACCCUGAUACCCAAACUUUUAUGCAAAAAGGGAAUAAGUUUGAUAUUAAAAGAAUGGUAGAAGAUUCUGAUCUACAAACUUGUUAUUGUGUUUUUGACAUAUUGAUGGUUAAUAAUAAAAAACUAGGACAUGAGACCCUGAAAAAGAGGUAUGAAAUUCUUAAUAGUAUUUUUACACCAAUACCAGGUAGAAUCGAAAUAGUGCAGAAAACACAGGCUCAUACUAAGAAAGAAGUAAUUGAUGCUUUGAAUGAAGCCAUAGAUAAAAGAGAAGAGGGAAUUAUGGUAAAAUAUCCUCUGUCCAUUUACAAGCCAGACAAAAGAGGUGAAGGAUGGCUAAAAAUUAAACCAGAGUAUGUAAGUGGACUAAUGGAUGAACUGGACAUCUUAAUUGUUGGAGGCUAUUGGGGCAAAGGUUCACGGGGUGGAAUGAUGUCCCACUUUUUGUGUGCAGUGGCAGAGAAGCCCCCUCCUGGUGAAAAACCGUCUGUUUUUCAUACUCUCUGUCGUGUUGGCUCAGGUUACACCAUGAAAGAACUGUAUGAUCUGGGCUUGAAAUUGGCCAAACAUUGGAAGCCUUUUCAUAAAAAAGCUCCACCAAGUAGCCUUUUAUGUGGAACAGAGAAGCCAGAAGUGUACAUUGAACCUUGUAAUUCUGUCAUUGUUCAGGUUAAGGCAGCAGAGAUUGUCCCUAGUGAUAUGUAUAAAACUGACUGCACCUUGCGUUUUCCACGAAUUGAAAAGAUAAGGGAAGACAAAGAAUGGCAUGAAUGCAUGACUCUGGAUGACUUAGAACAACUUAGGGGAAAAGCAUCUGGAAAGCUUGCUUCUAAACACCUUUGUAUAGGUGGUGAUGAUGAACCACAGGAAAAAAAGCGGAAAGUUGCCCCAAAGAUUAAGAAAGUUAUUGGAAUUAUUGAACAUUUAAAAGCACCUAAUCUUUCUAACAUAAGCAAAGUUUCUAAUAUAUUUGAAGAUGUGGAGUUUUGUGUUAUGAGUGGAAUAGACAGCCAUCCAAAGCCUGAUCUGGAGAACAGAAUUGCAGAACUUGGUGGUUACAUAGUACAAAAUCCAGGCCCAGACACGUACUGCAUAAUUGCAGGGUCUGAGAACAUCAGAGUGAAAAACAUCAUUUCUUCAAAUAAACAUGAUGUUGUAAAGCCUGAUUGGCUUUUAGAGUGUUUUAAGACCAAGAGCUGUGUGCCAUGGCAGCCUCGCUUUAUGAUUCAUAUGUGUCCAUCAACAAAACAACAUUUUGCUCGUGAGUAUGAUUGCUAUGGUGAUAGUUAUUUUGUUGAUACAGACUUGAACCAACUGAAGGAAGUGUUCUCAGGAAUAAAAAAUUCCAAUGAACAGACUUUUGAAGAAAUGUCUUCUGUGAUUGCUGAUUUAGAAUAUCGAUAUUCCUGGGACAGCUCUCCUCUUAGUAUGUUUCGGCGCUACACCAUUUAUUUGGACAUGUAUGCUUUUAUUAAUGACUUGAGUACCAAAAUUGAAGGAACAAGAUUAGCUAUUAAAGCCUUGGAGCUUCGAUUUCAUGGAGCAAAAAUAGUUUCUUAUUUAGCUGAGGGAGUAUCUCAUGUAAUUGUUGGAGAAGAUCAUAGUCGUAUUGCAGAUCUGAAAGCUUUUCGGAGAACUCUUAAGAGAAAAUUUAAAAUCCUGCAUGAAGGUUGGGUAACUGACUCAAUAGACAAGUGUGAACUACAGGAGGAAAAUCAAUAUUUGAUUUAAAGCUAGCUUUCCUAGUGAGCAGAUCCUCUGAUUCAUCUGGCAAACUCACUGCAGUAUUUGGUAAUCAUAAAAUAUUAAACCUCAUUUAAUUCUAUUUCUCUGAUCAUCUAUCCUGUAUGGCAUUAUUAAAUAAGGGAAAACAAUAAUUUUAAGUUUUGGGAUUGAAAAGACACUAAAUGGCCCAA
Molecule: messenger RNA, 2318 nt
Organism: Choloepus didactylus (southern two-toed sloth)
Lineage: Eukaryota; Metazoa; Chordata; Mammalia; Pilosa; Megalonychidae
Product: DNA ligase 4-like
Exons: 1
Biological process (GO): nucleotide-excision repair, DNA gap filling; DNA biosynthetic process; double-strand break repair via nonhomologous end joining
Cellular component (GO): DNA ligase IV complex; DNA-dependent protein kinase-DNA ligase 4 complex
Molecular function (GO): DNA ligase (ATP) activity; DNA binding; ATP binding
Source: RefSeq, a predicted model, not a curated record